ACUCAAGUGUGAGUGCAAUGGGCCAAGUUGGCAUGGAAAAAGAGGGGCCGGGUGAAGGUCCAAAAUACAAGCAUGAGUUUGUCAAAUCCGCACUCCUCCUCCAUCCACAACACCCCUCCUUCCCACCCUCCAUCCUGUUUACUUACUUGAAAGCUUUCAAAGGACUUCUGUGUAAGUCGUAAGCAAGGCGGUUGAGGCGGGGUGGGAGCGAAAAUAAGAAGAAAUAGUCAACACCAUCACAGCAUCUCCCACAAACGGAUAAAAUCACAAGUAGAGCAGAGUGGGUCAGUGGGUGCAGCCAUGCUUUGCAAAUUCUUUCUGAUGAUCUCUCUUUGGGUUCUGUUACCAAGCUCAGAUGCCGGAAGACAGAUGCCUAAACUUUCUGCUCGAAAACGCUGCGCUGACUCGGAAUGUAGCUAUGCUAUCCUGAUAGCUCGUGCUGUGCAGGACUAUCAUCCCGCGGACUGCAGGUUCAUCUCGAUCAGACAGGGGCAGCUGGUUUAUGUCUACGCCAUGCUACAGGACACUGGCAACCUCUUCUGGGCAGGCAGUGUUCAGGAUUCUUAUUAUGGAGGACAGGAGGCUCGUAUCGGUCACUUUCCCAGCACCGUGGUGGAGGAGGUUCAAGCUCUGGAGCCAGCCAACACAGAAGUCAAGACGACCAAAUGGGACUUUUACUGUAACUGAAAUGGGAUCCAUCAAAGACGUGAUCAACUUGCUCUCCAGUUACCGCGCAUUAGAAGUUUAUGCAGCAGCUGCUUCAUGAGGUACAGCUGCAGAAUCUAAUGUAAAGUUUUUAUAGUUGUGCUUUGCAUUGUUGUCGAAGCUUAACAGCAUUGCUUUGAGCUUUCUCUAACAAUUGUGGUUAUCUUAUUUAGUUCGGAGAGGAGGAAAUAUACUGGGAAACGUUUUUGAGUAUAAUGGAGUGCAACUAGUUAAAUGAUAACGCUUACUUUUCUCAUUUAGCACUUUAUGACAUGCUAUUCAACUCAUUUUUUUUUAAUUAAUUGUGGUUUUGAAUUAGCAUCUCAUGCAAAAAAAAAAAAAAAAAAAGUAUUGCUGGUUAAAGUUUUAAUCUCUGCAACCAAUGCAUCAGUGGAUAUUGUUUCAAGAUGAAAGAGAAUAAACAUCACUUUGUAAAAUCA
Hippocampus comes (tiger tail seahorse) is the source of this 1145-nucleotide messenger RNA. It is a transcript of the gene mia, whose product is annotated as MIA SH3 domain containing. NCBI's taxonomy places the organism in Eukaryota, Metazoa, Chordata, Actinopteri, Syngnathiformes, Syngnathidae. The transcript is spliced from 4 exons. Gene Ontology annotation, molecular function: protein binding. The record is from RefSeq and is a predicted model, not a curated record. The coding region runs from base 301 to 687 and encodes 128 amino acids. Gene Ontology annotation, biological process: extracellular matrix organization.